Molecule: messenger RNA, 4722 nt
Organism: Papaver somniferum (opium poppy)
Lineage: Eukaryota; Viridiplantae; Streptophyta; Magnoliopsida; Ranunculales; Papaveraceae
Product: putative disease resistance protein RGA3
Exons: 3
Coding region: 2565-4172 (535 amino acids)
Biological process (GO): defense response to other organism
Molecular function (GO): protein binding; ADP binding
Source: RefSeq, a predicted model, not a curated record
ACCAACCAACCUUACACCAAAACAUAACACAUCUGAGAAUAUACAACACCUCCCUUGAUCAUCUUUUCUUGUUUGUUCAAUUUCUAUCUACUUGUUAAAUAGACUUGAUUGAUUGUAGCUAUGGGUAAAGGCGUUGAAGACUAUCUGAUAAGUGGUGUAGGUGGGAUAUUGAAGGCUCUACAUGGAUUCUUGGGGGACUUGGCUAGCAAGGAGAUCGGUUUACUUUGGAAUGCUAAAGAUGACUUGAGAAAGCUUUACGAUACCUUAGAGGUGAUUCUUGCUUCAGUAUCUGAUGCUGAGAAGCAACAAGUGAGUGAUGAGGUAGCACGGCUGUGGCUAAAAAGGCUAAAAGACAUUGCUUACGAUGCGGAGGACGUUGUGGAUGAGAUCGCCUAUGAAACAAUGCGUCAGCAUGUGAGGGGGGAUUCGCCAGACAAAAAGCUACUCGAUUUCUUUUCACCUUCCAACCACCUUGUAUUUUCUUACGAGGUGGCCAAAAAAGUUCAAGAUAUUAACAAAAGGCUAGAUGAGUUUACAAAAAAUAAUAAAAUUGCUAAAUUUCCAACUAGUAUCACUACUGCUCAUAAUGAAACUAGUUUGCUACGGCCUGCUCGAGAAACCUCAUCUCGUGUCAGUCAGUCAAUUAUAGGAAGGGAAUCUGAUAAAAGUGAAAUAAUUAGAAUACUAAUAACAUCAAAGGGACCAUCAGCAGCAGCCUCCUCAGCAGCGGCGUCAUCUUCAGCGGCUUCAUCAUCAUCAGCGUCAAACUUCCAGAACAAUCAAUAUCCCGAAAAAGUUUCUGUCGUUUCUAUCGUGGGAAUGGGGGGCGUUGGAAAGACUACGCUUGCCGGAGACAUCUUCAAAGACAAGGCCGUGAAAAAAUUUGACCCCAAAAUAUGGGUCUGGGUAGGUGGUGAUUUUGUUGCUCGAACAGUUUUUUUAGAGAUUCUAAAUUUCAUUGAUCCGGGAACGAAGCUCAAUAACUCAUCAUCUUUGGACGCACUGGAGAAGGAAGUUGAAAAACAUACGAGGGGCAAGAAAUAUCUGUUAGUCCUUGACGACAUGUGGAACGUACGUGCGAAAGAAUGGGAAAAACUUGCACGUGUAUUAGCUGUUGGAGACCAAGAUAGUAAAGUUUUAAUUACUAGCCGUGAAGACCAGAAAUCAGUAAACGGAGGAACUUCUCCGUACAAACUGAAAAAAUUGCGAGAUGAUGAAUGCUGGUCAAUUAUCGAGACAAAAGCCUUUUCGGAUGGUGGAGCACAACAGACGGAUGAUGACAUGAUUAUCAUAGGAAAAGAGAUAGCAAAAAAGUGUAUGGGUUUACCGCUUGCUGCUCAAUCCCUUGGAAGUCUAAUGCACUCAAAUAACAACAAAAGCGAUUGGGAAAUGAUCAGAGAUGAUGAUAUUUGGAAUGACAAAGAAAAGGAUGAUUUCAACGUCAUACCAAUACUAAAACUGAGCUAUGAUAAAUUUCCGUCUGAAAUAUUCAGUUCGGGUUUUGGUGAAUGGAGUGUUUAUGAAGUUUCAUAUCCUGGAGAUGUUGGUUGGAUGAAUUUCUUUCAAAAAAAUGUUGUUAUCCAUAAUGGUGUACUACAUUGGAUUGACCGAAACUCAGUUAUAGCUUACAAUCUAAACAAUGGCGAAGCAUGUGGAAAUCAAUGUAGAUUAAUCAACUUGCCUGGUGAGGAGUACCGCCUCUAUGAUUCUUCACAACCUUAUAUUGGAGUGCUGGAAGGGCUGAUCUGUUAUGCUUGUCUUAGGGUGGAAAGGAUGCCUAUGGGUGUUUUGAAGGUCUUUUUGUGUGUUUGGGUGAUCGAGGAGGACUGGCAUUUGUUGUAUGAUGAUAUCUUAGUUGAUGAUAUGUUAGCAAAAAUAAUAUCAAAUUCAAACCUUAUAAACCUAUCCAGGUUUUAGGUUUCGAUAUUUCCCAAAAAUUCCUACUGCUCUAUAUUUCCCAAAAAUUCGGAGAUAAGUAGGGUUACUCUGGUUCAACUGUGGAUAGCAGAAGGAUUUCUCCGCACUUGUAAACUGGGAAAGGGAAGAUCGAUUGAAGACAUUGCAGAUAGCUACUUCGAUCGUUUAGUGUGGAGUUCAUUUCUGGAUGGUGUGCGAAAGAGUUUGUUGGAUGACACAGUGACGUGCAAAAUGCACGAUCUUGUGCACGAUCUUGCAAAUGCUGUUGUUGGGGAUCAGGAAUUGACAUCUCUCAAGGUAAGUGAGUUGAAUAAUACUUCAAAAAUACGUAGGUUACAGUUAAUGUUGGAUGUAGAUUUAUCAUCAUCAUUUCUGAAAAGCUUAGGUAACGCAAAGAAGUUGCGGACAGUUUUUAUCCCUGAAGGUUCAAAGCUGGAUCCUUCCAUGUUGUCAGAAAAUAAUCAGUAUUUGCGUAUCUUACAUAUAGAAGUGGUUCACCAAGUUACAGUGCUCGUGCAAAGUGGCGUUCUUUGAGUGUACUAAAACAUUUAAGGUACCUCCGCCUUACCUCUCUUGAUCUUCGUGAAGUUGUUUAUGAUCAGUCUAUAGGUAAGCUUUAUAAUCUGGAGACAUUGGUUUUGAGUCAAAUGGGUAUUAAUGUUCAAAUUCUUCUUACGAACAUUCAAUCAUUAAGAAAACUCAGAUACCUUGAAGUCUCACAUACAGAUAUGGUAGAAUUACCUGAUUCUGUCACAAGUCUUUCUAAUUUGCAGACAUUGGAUCUCACUAAUUGCGAAUUAAAAGUCAUUCCUGACUCUAUCUCUGGUUUGAAAAAUCUAAGAUUUCUAAAUUUGUCAGACAACCCUUUUGAGAAAUUACCUGCUUCAGUCGUCACCCUCUCCAAUUUGGGAACAUUAGAUAUCAAUACCUGCAAAAAUUUAGAAGCCUUACCAGAUUCUGUGAGAGGUCUUUCUAGAUUGAGGAUAUUUGAUUUCAAAAACUGUCCAUUACUUAAAGAACUACCUGAAGAUCUUGGAACGUUAACUCAGUUAAGAUACCUUAGCUUAUAUGAUACUCAGAUCAGAGUAUUACCAGAGUCUUGUGCUAACCUCAGCAAUCUUGAGUAUGUGAAUCUUUGCUAUUGUGAGGUUCCGAAAUAUGUCAAAAAUUGGACAAAACUUAGAAAAUUUGUUUCCCAGAGGGGCAAUAUAUUGGGUGCAGGGGAACUGAUUUUCCUUGAAAGGUUAAAUUACUCGGUGCCGAAACAAUAUGCUAUAAAUGAAGCUGAAUGCAACGUUGGGAUUGAAGAGCUGAGAAACCUAAAGUUUCUUGAGGAUCUAUAUAUUUGGAAUCUUCAAAAUGUGGAAGACCCAGCUGAUGCUGAGAGCACAAAUUUGAAAGGAAAACAGAAUCUUCAUGAAUUAUGUCUACAUUGGUCUUCCAAUUCUUCUCAUCAUCAUCUUGAAGUAUUUGAAGCUCUCCAACCUCCCACUGGUUUGAGGAACUUGACUAUACAGAACUUCAUGGGGGAGGUCUUUCCCAAGUGGAUGUGUGCUGCAUCUGGUCUUCCAAAUUUGGUGUCGUUGGAUUUUCAGAACUGCAAAGGAAUAAAAAAACUUCCAGAUAUUGUGCAGACUCCACGUCUCGCGCGUCUUUCUCUUAGGGGAAUGCAUUUGGAGAGUUUAGAUAUUGGCGGAUUUCCUUCCUUGAUUAUACUGGAUAUUGAGGAUAUGUUCCUUCAAGAAUUGUGCUAUUCAUAUCCUUCUCCGUUUCUUCAAUUUCUGGGGAUUUUUGGCUGCAAAAGGUUAACAGAAAUUCCUUCGCUUCCUUGUCUGUUGCAUAUGGGAUUAGAGAAGAUCGACCCCAAGUUAGUAUACUCAGUUGGGAGAAGCCAGACAUCUCUCACAACCCUAUUUUUGGAGAAUAUCGAUGGGCUUGUAUACUUCCCAAUAAGCAUACUCCAAAACAAUUCUAAUCUUCGAAUUCUGAAAAUUGAAGGGUGCAAUCAGUUUCAAGGCUUUGGUAUAACUGAUUAUGAUAAGAAUGAGAACCAGGUUGCCCCUGGUGUCUACAGUAGCUCUCUUCAGGAUUUGAGAUUUUAUGAUUGUCCAGUUCUACAGUUUCUUCCAGAUUUACGAGGAUGGACUUCACUUCGGAAGUUGGCCAUCUUCAAUUGCCCGCAAGUGAAGGAGUCUUUAACCUAUGAUCUCAAAUCCCUCUCUUUUCUUGAAGGACUGCGGGUUGAUUUUAUUUAAAGAGAAGAGAAGCGAGGAGAAUCAGGAGAUCCAUCUACUUCUAAAGACUUGAUUAAAUUUGAUGAGUAUGUUCAAUUGGAACCAUAUCUGAAAUCCAUUCAUCUCCUAAAGAAUUGUAUGCUGAUUUUAUUCAAGGAGACGAGCAGCGUGGAGAAGAUGAUGAAGAUCCAUUUGUUAAAGAAAACUUGAUUCAUUUGGUGGAGUUGCAGUUUAAUGAAUUGAAUGGAAGCAGCAGGAUGAUCAAUGAUGAUAAAGCAGAGCCCCAUUAAUUUGUCCGGAUCGUACUUAUCCCCAUGAAAAAAAACAGAUUGCUCUCUCCAGACACUCCUUUGAGGAACUUACUUUUCAAGACUAUAUUAACAGGUUGGAGAAAUUUAGGGUCUGAGGUGCUGCUACAGCAAUCUUCUUUAGUCUCUUGUACACACAUACUCUCGUUCUAUCUCACCACUCUUUUUAUGUUUUCCGAACAAGUGUAGUUGCCUACAAAAUCCCAACUUUAAUAAUGGGAAUGCACAAUGAAAUAUGAAAUAGAAACCUUAGUUAUUCCUCA